Molecule: messenger RNA, 9036 nt
Organism: Trypanosoma cruzi
Lineage: Eukaryota; Euglenozoa; Kinetoplastea; Trypanosomatida; Trypanosomatidae
Exons: 1
Coding region: 1-9036 (3011 amino acids)
Biological process (GO): calcium ion transmembrane transport
Cellular component (GO): membrane
Molecular function (GO): calcium channel activity
Source: RefSeq, a predicted model, not a curated record
AUGGAUCGAAAGCAACGCAUAAUUAAAUACGGCUCUCUUGUCCACUUCUCAUGCGAGGAAGGAUAUAUUGCUGCGUCAGGACUGGAAGCUGAGGACCUGUUCAUCCGUGAAAAGAAUGACACCGAUAUCGAUGAGGAGCCGCUGCCCCUGCUGGGGUUUGAAACCAGCGUCUUUCGGAUUGAAGCACCCGCGUCAAGCCUUGCAGCAAAGGCACAAGAGGCGGUAGCGGAUCGUUUUAGCAACAAUAACACGCUUCUUAUGGAGCACUUCAGCAACAUCAACACGGCACCGGAGCUCAUGUAUGGGAAACCUUUUCUUCUUUUGCAUUCCGUCAGCCAGAUGUGCGUGGCGGUAUUUCCAUCAAAACCAUCCAAGAGUGAUCCUAACUGUGUGAGGCUUGUGCUUGUGAAGGCCGGGGAGGUUGAAUCGGACUUUUGUGAAUUUGUCGUGACGCCACGGUACAAAAUUCAUGACGAUGGGGAUCCCGUGUGUCGCGGCGAUGAGGUUCUCCUACGACUGGCUGCGUUUCCAAUUUUUGUACACGUUACGGGAAGGAAACAUCCAGGCUUGAAUACAUGGGGCAUGCCGUCCGAAGAAGACGGCUGCGAUAGUAGCAUCAACGCUUUUGAAAAGGGUUUGGCCGCCGGCAGAAUGGUCGAUGACUUGCGUUCAGAAGUAAACGGCUCAGAGGAAAGGGCGGUGGGUUUCGUGGUGCAGCGGUAUGACAUUGGGAGGGAUCAGGCAAACUAUCAACGUGCCCUUUACCACAUUGCCCGGCCAUACGUACCAUCCGGCGUGCCAGUCUUACUUUACCACCGCGAGCGCGAAAGUUUUCUCACGACAAGCCUCACGUCACAGCCAAGGCAGCAAAAGGAAUCUGAGGAGAACAAAAAAACAAUGGAGGCGAAUGUUGUGAGUGGGGGUGAUAAUGGAAUAAGCGGCGGCGCCUUGUUAACAAACAAAGAAAGCUCUUUUGUGGAGGGUGUUUUUGUAUCGAGAAGUGCCACACAGUUAGAAGGGAGCGGCAUCUCCACCCUUGAUACGCCGGAUGCAAAUGAUAAUACGGACGGUGAUGUUGACCAUACUGGGACACCGUUCCCGUUGUUGAUGAAGGACGAAACUUCGACGGGCUGUGUUUCUAACGAAGGGACUGCCUUAAACGACUUCUGGCGCAGUUGCACGGCCCUCUGGAUUUUGGAGAAUGAAAAUCCAACGAUAGGGGGUGCCGUGCGCAUGCGGUCUGUGAAGUAUCGUCUUCGACAGGCGUGUUCAAACAUGUAUUUGGCGGUUGCUGGCUCUGGUGUUGACGCAUUUUUUGAAGGUAAUGGAGAAAGCGAUUUUUCAGAAACGGUCGAUGGUAUGGGCGCGGCGGCGUUAGAAGAGGGCGGUGAUGCAGGCAGCAACAGUAGCCGGAAUCAAUUGAGGGCCGCCUCACUCUGUAUGAUACCACCACCACGCACCGCGAAGGAUUCGCAACGCACUCUCUUUACGUUAACUCCCAUGUUUUUUACCGAAUGCAACUUUCUUAUUGAGAAUGAUUGCUUGACGCUUCAAAAUGUGUUAACAGGAAUGUAUGUAUGCACACAAGAGGCGAGAGACCGCCUUUUUCUCCAGUGGCAACCAUCUGUCUCUGAUACCAUCACUGUGCGGAGUUCUCGUCAAGAGAUUGUGCAGGAUGUCAUGUUUCUGAGGUCACACUGCGAGAGACUCUGCCGGUAUCGUGAUGCCUUCCAGGCUUUGGCACGCUUAAAAAAUUCGCGACAUCCGUCUUUUCAUCGGGAUGGUGGAGGCUUGGAACCAUAUCCCGGAAAACACGAGAGUUCCGACUCAUGUGAGGAAAAUUUAACGCCUACGAGGGCGGCAUUUGUGCAGGGCGGCGCUCUUUCGACAGAUUUUGCUGUUUCCAGUUUAGGGCGUCAAACGAGGACUACUGAGACUCCGUACGCAGCGAUUCUCCCCGUCAUUUAUGCCUCUCAGAGUAGUUUGGAGGAACUCAUUCGUUUCUGUUCGUUAGCUCGCGUGCAUGACGCUCUCCGUCUUGACGGUAUUCCGAUCGUGCGGCGUCAGCGGAUGAUAUUUGAGUUAAAUAUCCACCGGCUUGUUAUGGACGUCAUUCUCACGCCCUUUUCCCUGCUACAGUCGGAGGAAACGGAUGGAAUGGGGGAUAAAACCAUGAGUGGAAUGCUCCCAUGGGGCUGCAGCCCACGAUUGCCACCGUUGCCUCUCAUGGGUGGUUUUUUUUGCAUGGGCGUUGCGUUGGAUGAUGCACAUUCAGAGGUGCACCUUGUUUGUCGCCUCGCCUUUCGAUUCUUACGUCAGAUGGUGCGCAAGGCAAAGAUGCUGAAGAAGUGGCUUGUUGAAUUCAUCCCAUACUUUUUGGAACUUGGGGGUUACCGCUUUCGUGUGUCUGACACAAUGACGGAGCUGUUUUCAGAAAACAACAGCGUUCCAAGACCAGUUGUGGAGUCUGUGGCGGACCACUUCAUUGGAUCUCUUCGCCGCGGACGCAGUGCAGGUCAUUUGAAUCUAUUGUCCUCCAUGUGCACCGUAGGAUUUAGCGGUAUCUUUGAGAGACAAGCCAUGGUGUGCCAGAAGCUUCUUGUUGAAAACAGCGAAUUGCUUUCUCGUUUUGUGCUGAAUCAAAAUGGGGAAUGGGCGGUUGUGGUGAAUGAGGGUGAAGCUCCUGUCGAGUGCGGUGCCCUUUUUGAAUUGACGCGGCCCCAGAAUUCCCAGCAGCAGCUGGGCUCCGAUGCGAAAUAUGCCAGGUUUUUACAGAGUGAAAUUCAAUUGCUUGGCUGUUUGUGCUUUGACGGCUGUCCCUCCAUGUGCUGUGCGGAGGUGGGGAGGGUGUUCCCACCAGAGGUGCUGCUUAGGGCCAUCCAAACAUUUGUCUGGACCGGCGCCGAGGUGAUGGGGUCUCCCAGCCCUUUGGAUCUGCUGCGCGGGCAUAUCUUGCGGCUUGCCGUGCAGUGUUACAUCAUGCCUCGUAUUGACGACCCCGCGGUGCAGUUGCGGGCGAGUACAGUGCUGUUUGGCUCCAGCUCUCUUCGUCUGAGGGAGGAGACGCAUCUGCCCAUCUCCGGCAAACCUGACGACGACCUCAUUUCUUCAGUGAAAGCGGCCGCGCUCAACAUCAUUCGUGCCAAUCCACACUUUGUACAGUCUGAUAUGAGUCGAAGCGUGCUGCUACGCGUGUCGAUAAACGCAUGGCUACGGUUGGUGAAGGCCCACCAGAUAUCUGUGCAGGAGAUGUGUGACCUUAUCCCCCCACUGCUAGGCCUUCUGGACGGCACCAAGGACAUCGUUGACGACAAUGCCAGCAGGGUCGCCGCGCACACUCUCACACGCCUUGAGGUGUCCGAGGCAAGCGUGCAAGUGAUGGAAACACGUGAGAUGAUCUGCAAUACACUCCUUCAGCUCCUGGAGACUGUGUCAAACCGUGUGGCAGACAACAUAAUAUUGCUCCUCUACGACGCCUUUGUCAAGGGUGGCAGUUUUCCACGCCGAAAAAUGUUCGUUCUGUUGGAUUUUGACGAAGAGCCCGUCCUUGACGCGAAAUAUGAUUUGCAUGUGUGGCCCAGCGAGGGGCAGGCCCUGCUAUGUGAGAAGGGCACAGGCCUUCUCCACCGAGUCCGGGGUAAAUAUCAGUCUGUUGACAUAACCGAUGAGGCGCAGGAGAUGGACAGUAACCGCAUCGACUCAAAGGAGGUUGUGGAGCUGUUGGGACGUGUGUGUAAAAGUAUCAUGUUGCGGUUUCGCGUGAAGGAACUUGUCCCGCUGCUCAUGGAUCUUACCCGCUAUGAAAGCCAGCAACUAACAGCACGGGCAACAGAGUUGCUGAUUCGCCUUUGUGUGGUGAAGCGAACCGUGGCGCACCGUGUGCUGCAGGUGCAUACGUUACCCUCUUCUGAGGUUGUACGUAGUUUUGACCACCUCUACACCGUUGCUGUGAACACCCUCACGUUAGAACGACGUGGAUGCUUUGAUGAGGCCAUCGCGUUUGCCCUCUCGAAUAUUGAGGAACCUGAGGGAACACACGACGACUCCGUUCCUUCUGAAGAGUUGGAGGAGGAAUAUUUGAUUGAGGAUGAUGGCAGUGAUGAUGAGGCUGGUGGUGAUGAUGGGGGAGCUGGUGCAGAUCAGGCUGGAAAGGAGGCACACGGCGGGCGUCAUCUUUGGGGAAAAACUGCCGGGGCUGUGCGUGUGUUAGCGUACCAUAAUGCGGUGCGCCGUCGCCGCCGUUCAGUCGGACUCAGCGAGAAUUCUGAAUUGCCGCUGCGUCUUAUUGUCCGCAUGGAAUUGGUGUGUCAUUGGGGUAUUCAUAUUCCACUCAUGCGAAUGCACGCGAGCAUUGAUCCCAACAGUCGAGCGUUCUUCCAAUGGAUGCGUUUCUUUUACCUUUUUACGUUUGUGCGAGGCAACGCAAGAAAAUUGCUGGGAAGCAUUGAUUUGUUCAUGCGCUCUCUUAACCUUAAAAAGGAGUGCACCGUCAUGUGUCUUCACAUCAUUGUCGCCAUCUUUGCUUCCGUCGCCGAUCCCACCCCAUACCUCAGUAACACGUUCCUCACGGAAUGUGUGAAAUAUCUGGAUAGUGAGGUGUCGACGCGUCACGCAGAUGUGGACUUUCUUUCGCGGCUGAGUAAUUAUGUGUUUUCCAAUCCCGCCGUGGGCGGCGUGCCACGGCGACGUAUGAUGCAGCUUCUACGCGACUACAAUAUACUCCGUUGUUUGCCGCGCCCUGGUGGGGUUCAGGUGUCACCAGUGCGAUGUGAUUUUAUCGCCUCCAUGGUCGAGCUGCUUUGUCACAUCUGCAACUGCCCGACGAGCGCGCUGGCGAUGGGACAGAGAGCCCUUCCGAUGCAAGAUAUCUUUGCCAUCAUCUUGGAGUAUGGCUCCCUCUACAGCCCGCUGCACCGCAAAAGUUACCAUCAACGCGACGAAUUGGAACGAAAACAAUUCCAGCUUGUGGGUACAUACUUACGUGCCCUUGUCCUACUGUACAUCACCGCUGAGAGGGAGGAGGGUGGCCAGGGGAAGGAGAUGAUUAAGUUGGAGUGGAUGGCAAACCGCGAGUGGUGGGCCGUUGUGGAGAUGUUAACCAGACAGUUGCACGGAAUCACGGAGCUUAUUUUAACCAAUAAGGGGAAGGUGGUAAACCGAGGGAUUCGUGUAAUACAACGCUACCGGCAUGUAUGGCUUAUGUCGUUACCCGUCGCAUUGCUGACAUUUUUCUCCGCAUGCUUUUCAGAGGCGGGCUUUUAUCGAUAUCAGGACUCAGUGGGAGUCACCUUUGCGGUCAUGUGCAGCAGCCUCAUGGAAUUUUCCUCCAAUCUUAUUUCAAAUUCGGACGCCCUUGAGUUGAGUGUUCAAGAGGCUGUGAACUAUCGCCGUCUUCUGGGCCUGCUUCAUAUGCAGACUGCUAACAUUGUUGGAUUGGAAACCCUCUCGAGUCAAUUGGAGAUCGUCCGCGACCAAAUUCUUCACUGGCUGCUCCAGCGCGAGAGGUUAAGCAAAGCGGAACGACAAGGACAAGGUGGUGGCUGGGAAGAGAGGGCACGCAGCAGUGAUUUUGACGAAUAUUCAAGCCCACAUGACACGCUCGCUAUUGGGGAGGGCGUGUCCCAACGCAUACAGGAUUCUCUUGGCGAUUCUUUUUCUGCGAGACUAUUUCUCUCCAGUGGUGUAUCGAGAUGUCGUGAGUUGGAGGCUACACGCAGUGCCCUUCGUACAUUUGUUAAGAGCGAUGUAUUGAUUCCAAUAGAGGAUAGCUUGGAAAUAGGCGAAGCCGCAAAUGUGGUGAAUGCGUUGCUCUGUCGCAGUUCUGCUCUGUCGGGUGUUCGUGGCUUUGUUUGGAGUGCACUGGAUGGCAUGCGAAAGCGAUACUUUAGCCCCAUGGCGCUUGUAGGCCUUUUGAACCUUUUCUACAAUGCUUUGUAUGCGAGUUUCUAUGUCAAGGAAUCUCCGCCAUUACAGGCGGCAGAAGGUGCAGGGAAGAACAGCACGGAAAGGGAGGACACCUGGAAUCUUCUGCAGCUUACCUUCACGGACCUUGGCAUGUCAAAUGUGGUUGCAUCACUGAGUGUAAAGGACGAUGAUGUGAUUACGUACAGUUCCAUUCGCCUCAGUGUGAUGCUCCUUGAGGGUGGCAACACACGGGCACAGUAUGCACUUUUAAAAGACUUUGGAGCACACCAAGUAAGAUUUUUCCAUAACAUUCGCGAGUUGCUGCAAAAAUCAUUACAAUGGGUGCGGCAAAUUAACUUGCAGCAGCAGCUUGUCAUUUUGGAGUGUGGUGGGACUCCGGUGGGCUCCAACUCCACACUUUUCACAUCUGCGCUGUUUGCCGCGGUACUUAAAUCAUCCUCGUAUCGGAAAAAAAGUGAACGCAAUGGUGGGAAAGAGAAACACAUUUUGGGUUGGGAUCGUGUAGAAGGCUGUAUGCGGUUGCGACUUCUCCACGCCUUGUUCCGCAUGCUGCAACUUUUCUGCGAAGGCCACAACCUCGGCAUGCAAAAUUAUAUUCGUUUCCAGCACGAUAAUAUGCAUAGUGUAAACAUUGUCCAUGAGGUCCUGUUGCUUCUCGCAGAGCUCUCUGGAAUGACGCACGGUGCCACGGUCGAUGUGAUACGUGGGGGUUUUGAGUUGUUAACGGAGUUAUGCCAGGGUCCAUGCCACGAAAACCAGACGGCGCUGCUGAGCUACGAUGUUUGUGUGACGAUGUGCGGUCUUCUUGACGUGUUGAGUAAAUUGGAGAUCAUUGGCACCCGGACGGCCCCAGAAAACAACUCGAGGAAUAUGAAUACGGAAAUGGGCAUUACCAAUACUACUAAUACUAAUGGUACAAGGUUAACUGAAAGCUUCAUGAACGGUGUCGUAUCGCAACGUGGUCUAAAGCUUACCAGAAAGGCAGUUGAUUGCCUCCGCGUGUCUCUCACCACAUUUCUGUUGUCUCUUAUUGAAGGAUGCCGCUCCCCUGAAACCUUCCGCCGUGUUCUUGCACAGAUUCCCAUUGAAAUCAUUGAACACCAGCUUUCCAUCGCUACCCCGGAGAUGUGCGAUCGUAUUCUUGAGGAUGAGACGCUUGAGGAUGAUCCGACUGUUGCGGCACUCUUCAACUGGCUCAUCUUUCUUCAUAUUGUGCGGCCCUUUGCGGAUGGGCUCUACCUGCAACACAUUGAUGAGUUGCUGCGUCGCACCACGAGGCUUAGGGAGCGUCUUGGCCGUAUUGAGAUACGACGGGACGAUGGGUUGCUUGAGAAGGUCUUUUUUUGCAUCCCUUCAAUUUGUCGCGGACUCUCUCAGAACAUUAAGGACGAUGUACUCUGGAGCGUCAAUCGCACAAGUCGGGCGACGAAGUUGGGCGAUUUUUUACAUCAGAGCGAUAACUUGAUCUUUGAGGUGGAGAGGGCGCAUGACUUUCAGCGCUGGGUGGCGCGGUGGACGCGAUUUACUUUGACCACCACCGACACCGCCGUAGAGAAGGAGAAUGAAACGGAUACGGAGGGGGUGAUGGAAGAAAAAAAGGUUCGAUUCUACUCGUUAAAGAAGUGCUGGAAUCGUUUUAUGGCGCCAUUUAUCUUUUCCUCCCAACUCUCUUAUUACGAAUAUGCCUCCAUCCUAAUCGCAGUGCUUAUUAACAUUGGACUCAUCUCGGUUGAGGGGGCGAAGUGGGAUUGGGCCACGGUGCAAGUUUCAGAACUCGCCAUCACGUGUCUUUGCGUCCUACAGUUUGUGCUUUCCUGUGUGACUUUAUGCAUGGACGCCGUCGUGUUUUUUCCUGCAUGCCUGUACAAGGAGUACAGGCGGAAAGAACACAUGAGGUUGGGAAUUGCCAAGCUGAAUGCGACGAUGCGGGAGGUCUUUGAUGGACUAACAAAAGGAGAAGUGGUGUACCACUUCCUUACACGCUUUACGAUUCAGUUUCGUCUUUUUCUUGUUGUGACGGCGGCGUUGAGCCUUUUGGUGUCGCGGUACUUUGCUGCCGCCCACCUUCUUUUUGUUAUCUACAAAGUGCCCACCCUAUGUACCUUCAUCAACGCCAUUACGCAGAAUGGGAAACAGCUCCUGUUGACAGCCUUUCUUGGGGUUGUCGUGUUGUACCUUUUUGCCAUUGUUGGCUACCUUCUUUUUCCGCGGCAGUUUGACAGCUCGGAUGGACCAGAAAACGGGAACUGCGUCAAUCUCUUUCGGUGCUUUUUAUUCAUUCUCUGGCAGGGACUUCGACAGGGUGGUGGUGUUGGCGACAUCAUGCAGGAGGAGUCAUGGUCGAGUAGCACUCUUUUUCCACGUGUCAGUUACGAUUUGGUUUUCUUUGCUCUUGUUAAUGUCGUGUUUCUGAACAUCAUGUUUGGUCUCAUCAUUGACACAUUUGGCGAGUUGCGUGACGCCAAACGUGAGAAGGAGCUCGACAUGAAAAGCACAUGUUUUGUGUGUGGCCUGGAGGCAGACGAAUUUGAAAGGGCCCAUGUCGGAGGAUUCAGGGCGCAUGUAGUGCAUGAGCAUAACAUGUGGAUGUAUUUCUACUUUAUGCACUACCUGCGGCGCAAGGACCCAAACGAUUUCACCGGGCAGGAGUCGUAUGUUGAUGAAAGGAUUCGGCGAGGUGAUCUUGGCUUCUUCCCAGAGGAGGACUCUCUUUCCCUGGGGAAUGGCGGAAGGGAGGAGGACGCUGCGGCUGGUGCACAGAAAGAUGUCUCAGGGAUGGACGAGGAGGGAUGUGCCACACGGCCGGGACGUGAGAAGGCACCGGCGGCGGGGAGUGGAGCGGCGAACGGCCAGGAAGUGGCGCUGACGCUCAAGGAGCUGGCUGGUGUGAAGGAGGCGCUCAGUGCAUUUGUCCGUGACGUGAGUGCGGAUGCUCAGAAGGUGAAGUCAUUGCUUCAACAGCUGGAAAUCAUGAGUCGCGGUGCUCAUGUCAUGUCCCUUGGCGGAGGCACAGCGAAUGACCCAGGAUCUACCUCCGGCACACGUCUUAGCAGAGGGGAGGGGUCGAAAAGUUCACUGCGACGCUCCAUAGGAGAAGGCAGCAAAAAUUAA